CCAAACUGACCAUAUCAGACGUCCACAGACUUGUCCAAAAAGGAUGCGUUGCCCCCCGGAGUAAACGGGAAAAGGGGUACAAGAUGUACCUCUCGAGUUAUAUUGACAAUUUUGAAGGUAAGUUCCAAACUGACAUCAGAAUACGUUCACAUUGUGCCAUCGCUAGGUAGCUAGCUUGGUUCAGAAAACUAGAGACAAAUCGCGCAGUUACUAGUUACUUUUCGAGCAUCAGGUUGUUUGAUCGACUGUACUGUGUUGAAAAGAAGUCCAGUGUGUUUUGAUUCACAUUACAUGAAUGACGUUGAAUGACGUCCAGGCGCAAACAUGAGAAGCCUCACGACGUCAGAGUAGGGUGGAAUACAUGUGUUUAAUCAGUUCAAGUUCAAGAUUCUGGGGUGUUUUUGUGGCUAUAGUUGGCGAUGUGGAUGUAGAACAACAAUAAUUCAUCUCGAGUCUGUUUAUUUUACUUAAACCUGAACUAUACUUGGACAUGAACACCCCAGAAACCGGUUGUUAUUGCUCCUGUUCUUUGGAGCAUACGUUUAAGUAUGCCUUUUCAUGGUGGGAACAUUUGUCAGUGUGAGGUAAGAGCUGAUUUUGUACCCUCAGUCUAGGCUAUCGUAAAUCCUCAAGUAAUGACAGAGAUUCAAUUAGAAAACAGGCUGUGCAGCCUAAAUAAAUAAAACCCUCUGGCCACAAUUGAGGAUUUACGGUAUACUAACCUGUUCAAUUCUGUACUGCUCCUGUUCUUUGGAGUACAAGUUUAAGUAGGCCUUUACAUGAUGGGUACAUUAGUCAGUGAGAGAUCACUUUUGAGGACAGCACUCAGCCACAGAUUCAAAUAGCUGCGGCUGAGUGUUCUUGUGUGGCUGGAACUGCUCUCUGCAAUCACAGUGUUGCACUGCUGUACCAGAGCACGAAAUACUCGGCAUUGCAACUGAAAGCAGUUCCGCCAGUCCUCAGCUGCACUGAAACUGAGCAGCAGUGGCAUAAGCCCCGAAAACUGGUUAGUACUUAAGAACUAAGGCUAAUCACAAAUUGUUAAUGUUAUAUGGAUUUUUGAAUUUGAUUUAAACUUUACCCGCUUUCUUGAUAGGGUGUGAAACCUGGCAGAGUGAGUAAUAUGGUAUUUGUCUCAACCAAACCAAAGUCGGGACAGUACACAGCUGCUGAUGGUGUGAGGAGCAAGCGCUACAAAGCAGUGCGGGGGGACUUGCCAGACCCAGAUAUCCUGAAGGUCGACGAGGCAUACCAGGACUUCAUGGCAGACCUUGCACCAUUAAUCACCACGCUCUCCAUAAGUCCUGGUGUCCCCCUUGUCAAUUCCACUUUUGGGAGCGUUCAAGAUGGAAGCCCUAUUUCUUAUCAGCACCCUGUGCCAGUGAGUAGGGUCAUCAUCCACCACCCAGACGCACCCUCUCCACCCCCACUGCCGUUACAUGGUCACAGGCUGGACCCAAGCACAUGUUCCUUUGUGUGCACUCACCAACAACAAUGUAAUGCAAUGGCGCUUACCAUCAAUUUCGACAUGGCAAGAUCCAUUGAGAGGGCCACAAGGGAACAGAGUGGUAGCGCAGAAUGGCACAGCCUGAGGAAGAUGAGGCUCACCUCCUCAAGGUUCCGGGAGGUGUGCCAUGUCAGAGGUCACAGCUCUGCUGAGAACCUUGCCGAACGUAUCCGCAAAGGUGGGGUUCAGACAGCUCUGAUGAAGAGGGGGCUUGCACUGGAGCCAGUAGCUAUUCAGGAGUAUGCCCACAUUAAAAACAUCAGCUACUGGCCAUCAGGAUUUGUCAUCCAUCCAGAUGCUCCCUGGCUCGGUUCUUCUCCAGAUGGGGUCGUUUUUGAUCCCACGGAGGCACCACCAUUUGGGCUGGUGGAGGUGAAGUGUCCUAACGUGAAGAGCUACGUGGACUGCGGGUACCUGCGCAUGCAGAAUGGCGCCCUCCGUCUGAAGCCAAGCCACAGCUACUACUGGCAGGUGCAAGGCCAGCUGCUUAUCACAGGGAUGCAGUGGUGUGAUUUUGUGGUUUUUGCAGAGGAUGAUGUUCUUGUGCAAAGAAUUUAUAAAGAUGCUGAGGUUGCCUGGGUCAUAAGGGAGAGGGUGGAUUAA
Messenger RNA from Gadus chalcogrammus (walleye pollock), 2110 nucleotides. RefSeq lists its product as uncharacterized. The coding region runs from base 1124 to 2110 and encodes 328 amino acids. The transcript has 3 exons. The record is from RefSeq and is a predicted model, not a curated record. Lineage: Eukaryota; Metazoa; Chordata; Actinopteri; Gadiformes; Gadidae.